AUCGAUUUUGUUUUCUUUUUUCCUACUUUUCUUCUUCCUUCGUUCUUUUUUUGCCUAAUUCCUUUCUCUACCAUAUAUUACAUAUUCAUGAAUUUAAGAAGACUUUUCUGUGAAAUAUUGUGCACAUUAGUGCUCUGAUUCCUUUUUACUAGAAUUAAAUAUCCCUACUCUAAAUUACAACAGUUUCGAGAACGACAAUAGGGGGCAGAGAUUUAUUGAUAACAAUACUUUCGUUAUCUGCGUCACUAUAGAAUUAUAACGCGUCAUUUUUUCAUCAUUCACGAGAGAACUAUGUAAAGAACAACACGGUAACAUUGAAAAUAAUAAAAAAAAAUUUGAAUUUAUUACCGCGGUAGGUGCAAUUAAAAAAAAGAGUCAAAAACACGGAUAAUACAUAAAUUCAACAAGAACUGUUGUGCCAGUUCGUGCAAUAACAAUUCUGAAGUCAUCUAGCAACGUCGAUAAAGUUUCAAUUUGCUUCUUAUAAAAAAUUAUAGUAAAAUUGGAAAUUUUAUAAAAUUUAAUGCGUAAUGUUAGCGCUUAUGCAUUAUGUUACAUUGAUAAGUAUUUUCGUAAUUUUGACAAAUGGAAUAAAUAAUGAGAAAUAUUCAAGUAGAGAAUGGUGGGAAAACACAUUAAUUUACCAGAUCUGGCCUGCAGGAUUUCAAGAUAGUGACGGCGAUGGUAUAGGUGAUUUAAAAGGUAUUAUUAGUCGACUCAAUCAUUUCACAUAUCUUGGAAUCGAAACAAUUUGGUUGAAUCCUAUUUACGUUUCACCAUUAAUCGAUUCUGGAUUUGAUGUCUCCAAUUAUACGGAUAUAGAUCCUAUUUUCGGGGAUUUAAGUGAUUUCGAUAAUUUUAUGCAAAAAGCACAUGAUCGAGGAUUGAAAGUCAUUCUAGAUGCUAUUCCAAAUCAUUCGAGCGAUCAGCAUGAAUGGUUCAAGUUGUCGGUAGAAAAUGUCGACCCAUAUAAUGAUUAUUACAUCUGGGCCAAUGGUGACGUCGAUGAAAAUGGCAAAAAUAUUCCACCAAAUAAUUGGAUAAGCACGUACAGUGACAAAGAAGGAUCUGCAUGGACAUGGCACGAGAAAAGACAACAAUGGUACUAUCAUAAAUUUCAUAAAUCUCAACCAGAUCUCAAUUUAAGAAAUGAGAAAGUGAUCAAAGAACUAAUGGAUAUAUUUGACUUCUGGUUAGAAAGAAAUGUCGAUGGUUUCCGUAUUAGUGCAGUGCCUUAUUUUUUCGAAGAUGAAACUUUAAGAAAUGAACCCUUUGUGAAAAAGGGUAUAUAUACUUUUGGUCUUCCUGAAAGUACCGCUCUUCUUUAUAGAUUUCGCAAAUAUAUCGAUAAUUGGGUAUCGAAAAAUAAAGCUAUGUCAAAAUUGUUAAUUGCGGAAUCAUAUGAUACUUCUGAUGAUAAUUUAUUGGCGUAUUACGGCAACGGCACGCACAAAGGAAUCGCACCGUUUAAUUUUAAAUUCAUCACGCAUAUUCGUAACAACAGUGAUGCUAGUUAUAUUAAGCACACCUUGGAGAAAUGGCUGGCACGUCUUCCAGAGAACACCAAGACCAAUUGGGUGCUUUCAAAUCACGAUAAUUCGAGAGCAUCUUCGAGAAUCGCGCUCAACCGAAUCGACGGCCUUCACAUGCUUAGUCUUCUCCUGCCUGGACAAGCGUAUACGUACUACGGCGAAGAAAUAGCCAUGCUGGACACGAAAAUAUCUUGGAGUAAAACCAUUGAUCCCAAUGCUUGCGCUAGAGGCAUAAACGAAUACGAAUAUUUCUCGAGAGAUCCCGCGAGGACUCCUAUGCAAUGGAAUUCCGAAAUUUCAGCCGGUUUCUCUACGAAUAGAAACACGUAUCUCCCUAUUCAUCCUGAUUUCGUUCAUAGAAAUGUGGAAAUACAACGACUUAAAAACCCAAGCAAUUUAAAGACGUACAAGCAGCUGGUUAAUCUAAGAAAAGACCCAGUCUUUAUAGAUGGAGAUUAUGAAUUUGCAACAUUGAAUAAUGAUCGUGUGUUGAUACUAAAAAGGUCGUUGAUCAAUCAUCCAGUGUAUAUUAUUGUUAUUAAUUUGGGCCUACGGAAUGAGAGAAUUAAUCUGACUUUAAUUUAUGCUAAUUUGAAAGAUACUUUGGAUAUUGUGGUAGCCUCUAGCAAUGCAAUUGACGUCACAGAUGUUGUUCCACGAGACAAUUUUGUAUUGACAGCAAAUGCUGCGCUCGUAUUAAAAAACGAUAAACGACAAGAACAGACCACACCCGAGAUAACUGAAUCCACAAUUGAAAUUACGACAAAAAAAGAAACUACAAUCGAAAGUACUACGAAGAAAGAAGAAGAGCCUACAAAGGGUACGACAAAGAAAGAAAAAGAGACUACACCGAGCUCAAAGAAUCCUGAUGAAAAUAAACCUGAUGGUGCAAUGUUAAGUUGCACCCCUGCAUUCUUGCUAAUAAUAAGCAGCAUUGUAAUAUUGUGCGGAUUUUAAAAAUAAAGGAGGCAAAAUAUAAAAAAUAAAACCCGAGAUACAAAAUAAAAAGUAGAAUACUAGAUAUAAAUUUAAUCGGCCUAGAUAUAUUUCUUUUUGAUCAAAUAUUGUUUUGUAUCUUUUAUUGGUAGAUAUUUUGAUUAAUUUAAUUUAAGCAUAAUAAUGUUUAAAAUACUAAUUAUUAAUUAGAUUUUAGGCCUAUUACUAGCUGUACUUUACUCGUUUUUUUUUCUACUCAAAUUUUCAUGCAGCAAUAGUCACACUCAAACAAGUGCUACCUUUAUUUCUUUCUUCGUCAUCCGUAUUUAUUAUAAUGCGAUUCAUAUUUAUUAUAGUUGCAAUGUGUUUCUUAAAAAAUUUUUACAGCUAAUUUUCUAAGCUAUUUAUAUAUUUAUUAAGUUUUUUAAGCAAUCUUGUUCCCGUUUAAAUGGAAUGUAAAAAAAAAAUGACUUUCCAUAAAACAGAAAAUCCUUAUUAGCCAUAGAAACCCGUAAAAGGAUACGCGGAAAAAUCCACAGGGAAAAAAAGGAGAAUCCUCGAUUCGCGUAGAGAGAUUUGCAGAAUGUGGCCAUUGCAGCAACCUACAUUGAUCUAUGCGUGACCAAUCACGGUGUUGAUCAAAUGCGGAGCGAAUGUGCUUGAUCCAUGUAAUACAUAGAUCGAUCAGGUCGUGCGUUGUCUAUAUGUUCUUAACAGAAACAAAGGAUAAAGAUCUUU
This is a messenger RNA of Monomorium pharaonis (pharaoh ant), 3206 nucleotides long. RefSeq names its product maltase 1. The transcript is spliced from 10 exons. Bases 531 to 2489 code for a protein of 652 amino acids. Gene Ontology annotation, biological process: carbohydrate metabolic process. Lineage: Eukaryota; Metazoa; Arthropoda; Insecta; Hymenoptera; Formicidae. The record is from RefSeq and is a predicted model, not a curated record.